AUGGACCGUAGAUGGAUGUACCCUUUUGAGCGUUACAUGAAGGGUACUACAUGUUGUUCCUUGUGUUUGGAGCUGCCUUAUUGGCGCGUGGUUGCUAAGGGAAAAGUGUAUAACACACUUGGUGAUACAAUUCAUAACUGCCCACUUCCAACCGGUUAUGUAAAAGUUAGUAUUGAUGUUGCGAUUGAGGAUGAUGCAAAAUUACCGGUACCAGAUGCAUAUGAUGAUUUGAUUAGCGUCCACGACGCAAUUGGGGGUUUAGUGGCGUGGCCUAUCAACCUCAUUCAACUUGAUCACACGAAUUGUCCAUCAUCAAAAGGGAAUGAAAUGAAGGAUAAAAGCAAGGCAGAGGAGAAUGACAAAGACAAGGCGGAAGAGAAGGACAAAAAUCAGGUGAAACCAUUGAUUGUGAAAGAGAAGGUGAUGGAAACAAGAUGCACAAGGGAAUCUGUUGCAUCGCCAAAUCAACACAGGUCUCACAUUGGGAUAAGUGCCAAUCAACUUAACAGUUGUACUUUUCUCAACAUAUAUUCAGAAAAGGUUCUUAUUCAAGGGAAACAAAUUAAAAUACCAAUAGAUCAAAAAAUAUUCCAUGAUGUUUAUAUGAAGAUUGAGCAUAUUGGUCGUGAGGAAGUCCGUGAAAUCACUGGGCAUGGUGAAUUAAGUGCUUCAGCCGUUUGUGUUUAUAUGAGGUUCUUAUUUGAUCACUGUGUGGCUGAAAACUUGACUGAGAAAUUUGCCUUUUUGAGUCCUCAUCGAACGGCACAUGGGCUGACCAAUCAAAGCCAAUAUAUUUCGGAUGCAAUUAUGGCAAAUGGACACCCAAACCAAUUAUAUCUUGCACCGGUCAAUAUAGGGGCACAUUGGGUGUUGGUUGUGAUCAAUGCCACUACAGGGACCUUAUUUUACUUGGAUCCUAUACAUGGUAGUUUGAAUCAACGCAAAGUCAUGAAAGAGAUGUUUGAUAAUGCAAUGAUGAUCUACCGUGCUAAUUGCAAUGACAAGAGGAUUACAUGGUCCAAAGCCAAAUGGAAUACUAUAAAGUGCCCUGCCCAAACAAAUUAUAUAGAUUGCGGGUACUAUGUACUAAGCUUUCUAAAGGAGAUAAUUGCGCACAAAAAAUCUACAAUUCCACAAGCGUACUUCUCUGAUUGUCAAUUUGGCUUCUACGAUGAGGAUCAACUAAAUGAAAUUAAAGAAGAGUGGGCUACUUAUGUGUUAAAGAAUUUUGCCUAGUGUGGGCUAUUUGCUUUAAUUCCUUGUGAGAGUAUGGGCUACUUAUGGUAUGGAACUGCACUGCAUGUUAUUUUAGAGUAUUUGGUUCAAGCAGUGUACUGUACUGGCUAGUGUUGGCUAUUUGGUUUAAUUUCUUGUGAGAGUAUGUUCUCAACAACAAUUAGUAUUGUUUUGGACAAAUUAGUGUAAAUGUAUUGUUUUCUUAUUCAAGGUUGGAAUAUUUGAGUAAUUUGGCUAGAAUAUGUGAAUGUUGGUGAUUUUAUGCAAUUUAUUUUUCAAUAU
This is a messenger RNA of Lotus japonicus, 1518 nucleotides long. RefSeq lists its product as uncharacterized. Gene Ontology annotation, molecular function: deSUMOylase activity. Bases 1 to 1236 code for a protein of 411 amino acids. Lineage: Eukaryota; Viridiplantae; Streptophyta; Magnoliopsida; Fabales; Fabaceae. The record is from RefSeq and is a predicted model, not a curated record. Gene Ontology annotation, cellular component: nucleus. The transcript has 8 exons. Gene Ontology annotation, biological process: protein desumoylation.